Messenger RNA from Myotis lucifugus (little brown bat), 1547 nucleotides. RefSeq names its product ERV-BabFcenv provirus ancestral Env polyprotein. The transcript is spliced from 2 exons. The record is from RefSeq and is a predicted model, not a curated record. Bases 70 to 1251 code for a protein of 393 amino acids. NCBI's taxonomy places the organism in Eukaryota, Metazoa, Chordata, Mammalia, Chiroptera, Vespertilionidae.
CCGCGGCCAAGCUGCUUGGCGACCCAUCGUGGCACCACCUCUCCAGGCUCAAGAGGACCCCGGAGCAGCAUGACUUCUAUAAAUGUGAUGUAUUGGGUCCCACUAAGGUCCGCCUUAGCCGUCCUCCCCCUCCUUCUCCUCCCGGCCCUGAGCAACCUACACCAACCCCCACCCGCUUAUGUGUGGAGAUUCAAGGUCCGUGAAACCUACUAUCAGAACGGCAAACAAGUCACCCGGCAGGUAGGAUCUCAGGACUGCCCUCUAGCGGGAUGCCAGACAAGGAUGCAGAUGGCUGUCGACAUCCGGUCAGUGUACCAUGGUGGCCGGCCCUAUGCUUGUUUUGCUUACGACCAAGAGGACCCAGACAGGUGUAAUCAAGAGGUCGACACCUAUGGGGGUUGCCGCUGGAGGGGCUGUGUUGUCAAUGAUGCCUACAGGGGUGGCUCCUUUAUCUGGAAGGAUGGGGCCUUCCACAUCAUAAUCCAGGAUCCCUGGGACCAGCGAUGGGUUACGGGUGUCGUGGGAAAGCUAUACUUAAGUAGUUGGAGCUCAACCCCCUCAGGGACCAUUUACAUCUCCCGGGAAUAUGUCCUGGCCCAAGAGGCCCAAGUCCAGGUCUCCAACAGCAUCCUACAGGCCGAACAGUCCCUUAAAGGGAAGCUGCCUGACUCCCCCCGGGUAGAAGUCCUGUCUUCUUGGCUCCAACUUAUUCAACACACCCUACUAUUCCUCAACGAGACCCACACCCUGCCCAAUGUCUCCCACUGCUUUCUGUGUGCCUCUCUCCGAAGGUCUUUGCUGGCUGCCGUCCCACUCACAACUUCUCCAAGGGCCCAAGGGAAAGGUGAAUGCCAGCCUCCCGUGGCUGGCAUUCCCCUUUGGGAACCUGAAACUCCAGAGCCCACCCUGCCCCCACGGAUAUGCUACCAGACCAGUAAUCCGGUAACUGGGGGACGAGUCACGUGGAACUGCACCCAGAACUACACUGCAUCCAGCCUCACCAAGGCCAGUCCGGGUACCUUCUUUUGGUGCAAUGGCACCUUAAGUAACUGCAUAAACUCCUCUGACCCCGGGCCCUGCUUCAUCCUCAUGGUAGUUCCCCAACUAACCUUAUAUGGAGAGUCAGAGCUCGCCUGGCUGCUCCCUCCGUCCCGCCGCCGGACUCGCCGGGCAGCCUUCCUCCCUGUCAUGUUAGGGCCCCAUGCCUCCUCAAGUUCAUCCGCUCCCGGAUCGCGGAGAUGUCACGGGUGACUGUGAAUCAGCUCCUGCUCCAUCCCUACACUCUGGCUCCCCUCCGACCUGCCUCUGCCUAACCCUGGCCUUUAACCACCACCCCCCCCUCGUCGUCCCUGUUCAGCUGGAAGCAGUCAGAGAGUCGCCUUCCCUUAUCACCAAAAGGCCGGGAUGUUAGGUCGGAGAGAGCCCAGGAUCGAGCCCAGGAUCGAAUACAUGCAGGCAUGUGAUGAGACAAUGGACUCCCCCUGGAAUUUCUCACAGACCUGGGAUUUCUCACAGGUCAACGUGCCAGACACAGAUGGCUCCUUCUC